Molecule: messenger RNA, 375 nt
Organism: Pieris macdunnoughi
Lineage: Eukaryota; Metazoa; Arthropoda; Insecta; Lepidoptera; Pieridae
Source: the annotation of a GenBank genome assembly
AUGAAGCUGUUAAUUCUUUUGGUUGUGGUCGCGGUGGCGACAGCCCGUCCAGAUGAGAAAUACAGCAGCCGAUAUGACGACUUUGACGUAGACCAGCUGAAGGAAAACCCCAGACUAAUGAAUGCUUAUAUACUGUGUUUCCUUGGAGAGGGAAAGUGCACACCAGAAGGAAAUGAAAUUAACACAUGGAUUCCAGAAGCAGUCAACAAUACUUGUAAAAACUGUUCGGACAAGCAAAAAGUUCUCGUUGCCAAAAUGAUCAAGACCAUGAUGGACGACCAUGCUGAGGGCUGGGAGAAGCUUAAGAACAAAUAUGACCCAGAGAAUGUCCACGAAGACGAACUGAAACAGUUCAUUGGAGAACACCUCCCAUAA